This is a messenger RNA of Anopheles cruzii, 8674 nucleotides long. RefSeq names its product high mobility group protein DSP1-like. Gene Ontology annotation, cellular component: nucleus. Bases 2664 to 4016 code for a protein of 450 amino acids. NCBI's taxonomy places the organism in Eukaryota, Metazoa, Arthropoda, Insecta, Diptera, Culicidae. Gene Ontology annotation, molecular function: DNA binding, bending. The transcript is spliced from 6 exons. The record is from RefSeq and is a predicted model, not a curated record. Gene Ontology annotation, biological process: regulation of transcription by RNA polymerase II.
AGCAGCGCGAAGGCAAGAGCGAGAGCAACCGAAAAAGGAAUAGAACGAAGCUGAAAUGGAAAAACAUUUAACUCCGAAGCGGGCCCGCUAGGCUCUAGUGCGAGAGAUUGGUCGGACUCUUAGUCAAGCAACAGUGCGACACUACACCGACGCCGAACGCAACGAACGCAACGAACGCUGAACGUCGAAACGGUCAAUACCGACGACACAGUGUCCUGUCGAGUUCUCCGUUGUCUGGUGUCUCUCCGUGCAGCGCAAGUUCCCGUGUGUAUCUGUGUGUGUUGAGCGGUAGCAGAGCAGAGCAGUUGCCUUCACGCACCGCACAGCCAGACGUAAGUGAAUACGCGAAUGAAGCAGAGGCGAAAACGAAAACAAGCAAAACGAAAAACACAAAUAAAUAAAAACAACGACUAAGCAAAAUCCCGUGAUCGCUAGCGAGAAUCGGAGAAAGAGGAAAGCGCAGAGCCACCUCCAACCAACAUCAGGAGCGCGCUCGUUCUCCUAUCGCUUCUAACCAAGCCGUGUCGUUCUUGGGGCUUCACAGCAACAAUAACCACAACACAAAACAGCGGCCAGUGUAGCAUCGUCAGCAACAGCGACGACCCCCCUAACAGCAACCAUCAACGCCAACGCACGGUAGCGAGGUAAAGGGAGACCGUUAUGCAAAGAAAGUAUAACUAACAUACAACAUCCUACCACACAUUGAUACGAAUCCGAAAACGGCCUUCUUGCCCCGGUCAACGGCUACGGGUUCAACAAAAAGCGGUACGGUGAGGCAUUAUUGGGUUUGAAGUUUCGUUCGACGACACACGGACGUGUUCUGCGUACCCUCAACAACAACAGCAGCAGCAGCAACAGCAACAACCACCUCCUGACGCAUACCAAUCCUUCCCGUCUCAGAGGGCUCUAACUAUUCCCGCCAGUGUGUUCAGUGUUCAGAAACAAAAACGAAUUAAACAAAAAGUCCGGUACCGAAAUAGCAUGCUAAGUGAUGAUGAGUGAUUAGCGCGAUAACUACAAAACAGGUAGAAUCAGGAAAAUCAAAAAAACAGGGAGAGAAAAAAAGGCAACAGCGGUCAGCGGCGUCUGUGGUGAAACAAGUGACGGAAACGUACAGUGUAUGAAAGCGCCCGGAGCGGAAGGAUAAGAACCGAUAGAACACAUUACGUCCGCUCAGAAAGCUCAGAAGCAAACCUGCGGGGAAACAAAGCAUAAAAAUCGACUCCCCGUGCUGCGACAUAGGAUAACAACAGUGACACUGCCUCCUUGUUUGCGGUUUGCGCCGCGCGCGUAUGUAUUAGGUUGCGACCGACGUCACGUGCUGUGCUGUGUAUGCUUUGGAGAGUAUAUAAGUGCCGAUUGUGGUCAUCAUCGGUAUCGGAACCAAUCGUUUAUCAAAACCGUUGUCAGGUUGCUAUCAACGCAGGCGAUUCAAAGCACGCUGUCUACACAGUCUAUUGCUCUGUCAACCCUCUUUUCGGGAGAAAAAUAAAGUACUCGCAUAUAAUAACGCCAAGCUACAACACACGAACAGCAAACAUACUCACCAACAUUCAACUUUCGAAGUGGGCCCUGUGUGCGCAGUCGUGCCAAAACCCACUACGCUGCCCCACGUUUGGCCAUUUGUAAAGUGUUUGCUAUUCGCGCUCGUGUGUGUGCGUGUGUGUGUGUGAGAGUGUUGGCGUUGUUUCGCUAGCCUAUUCUUGCCUACUACUACCCAGUGGCCGGUUUUGAACAGCGUUCCUACAACAGCCUCAGCAUGAUGAUGGCGUACAGAGAGAAGGGCGAAACUAGAGUGUGUGAAAGCAAAACAACCCGUUGUUUGUGCUUGUAGUGUUGUGCCGGGGCCAGCACUGAAAGGGAGGCAUCAGAAUCAACGCUUGAAAACGUAUGUCGUUGCAGUGCAAACAACAACUAUUUCUCAUGUGCGGAGAGGGAUCCGAUUCAAGAAGUUGCGCUUCUAUGAGAAAGCAAACGUCGAGGAAGCAUCAAAGAGAAAGACAUUAUAAAGUAGACGUAUUGAACAAGCAAAAUUGAUGCACCGCUUUGGAACAGCUGAGCAGAGAACCGACCUGAAAUACUGCAUAAACGCAAAACAUUGACAACCGAUAAAGGAGUACAACGCUUCUAACAUCUCGCCCGGUAUAACACGCUGCAGUCUCGUUACUGCACGGCACCCUCUUAAUUGUUGAGUGGUCCGGAGAAAACACAAUAUAGGGACCGUCGCUUGUCAGCUAUUGCCUAUUGCCUAUUUCUGUCCAGUUCGGCUCCUCUCUGGUACGGAGCAACUAUUGCAUCGGAUGCAAGUUGAAAGUUGAGUGACGCAAGUGUUGUUUGUGUAGUGUAGAAGUAGAGUUAAGUUGUUUACCAGCAGCAGUAACCGAACUUUGCGACGCUCCAGAAGUGGCCUAGUACUCUGAAAUCCCGCACACAUUAAUCGAACGGAGGAAGGCUGGAGCAUCAGAAGCAGCGACCGCGUUGAUUGAGACACGGCGAAGAACGAAGAAACAAACAGUUAUCGUUGUGUAAGUGUGCCUGUGUGUGUGUGUGUUAUAGUUAUCCUCCUACUAAAAAAGUCCGACAAGCGGAAGUGGCACCGACGCAGGAUUGUGUGCGUGCCGCGAACGUGCGUGUACGCGUGUAUCGAUUAGAAGCAGAAGAAGAUGUCGGAGCACCAUCGGGCUGCUUGGGGUUCGCGUGAGGACGCCGUCUGGUGGCCGAGUGGUAUCUCGUCGACGGAACAACAAACACUGCAGCAUCAUCAGCAUCUCAUCAAUCAACACCACCAGCAACAGCUCGCCCAACAGCAGGCCCAACUGCAGCACCAGGUUGCUGUGCAGCAGCAGCAACAACAGCAACAGCAGCAGCAGCAACAACAGCAACAGCAGCAACAAAACGAUAGCGCUCGAAACAACAGCACAACAUCCACAUCCGCAACGCAACAGCUGUUUUCGUAUAAAAUGGCCAACAGUUUCCAGAACCCGGUCACCACCGGCGUGACGGUGUCUACUUCGAACGCACCGUAUGACUAUCGACUGGGUAUGAGCACGGUGGUUGCACGACCCGGUGACCCACCUACGAUGUCCAGCACAGCUCCCACCACCCAGUGGUGGUACCCGGGUGGCCAGAACGCACUCGAUAACUCAUUGCAGCAACAGCAACAGCAACAACAACAACAGCAACAGCAACAACAGCAACCACAACAUCAGAAUCAAAGCCACGUACAGCAGAACAAUGCCAUUCAGAACAAAAUGGUGGCCGGUAACGUAGCUGGUGGUAAGGUGAAGGACAAUAAGCCAAGAGGGCGCAUGACGGCGUACGCAUUUUUCGUACAAACCUGCCGAGAAGAGCAUAAGAAGAAGCAUCCUGAGGAACAAGUCAUAUUUGCUGAAUUUUCGCGAAAAUGCGCAGAGCGAUGGAAGACAAUGCUAGACAAGGAGAAACAACGUUUUCAUGAAAUGGCCGAAAAAGACAAGCAACGCUAUGAGCUGGAGAUGCAAAACUACGUUCCGCCGAAAGGCGCAGUUGUUGGACGUGGAAAGAAACGGAAGCAGUUCAAGGAUCCGAACGCACCGAAGCGAUCGCUGUCGGCAUUUUUCUGGUUCUGUCACGAUGAGCGAAACAAAGUUAAAGCCCUCAAUCCAGAAUACGGCGUUGGUGACAUCGCUAAGGAGCUCGGUCGAAAGUGGUCAGAUAUGGACGCUGAAAUCAAGCAGAAAUACGAACAAAUGGCAGAGAAAGAUAAACAGCGAUAUGAACAAGAAAUGACAGAAUACAAGUUAAAAUGUAAAAAUGAACAGGGCGGAGGAACACCAGGAUUGAACUUGCCGCAGCAAUUGCAACAGGCCGGUCUUCAGCACCUUCCUCCACAUGUGCAACAAGUAGCGGCGGCCCAGCUUCAGGCUCAUGUCGUUCAGGCGCAUCAUGCAGCUGCUGCUGCCGCAGCAGCCGCCGUACAACAGCAGCACGACGACGACGACGAUGAAGAAGAUGGUGAAGAGGAUGAUAACGAAUAAAUUUAUAUUUUUUUUAUUGUAAAAAUAUUUUAAAAAUGAUGAUAUUAAAUCACGAACUCCACCAUAUUUCUUCAACAUCAAGAAAAAUGCGAGAACGUAAUCAACACAACAAAAUAAUUCUGCAACAAAGAGGAGUAGAGAAAACUAGAGGAGGAUUAACUAACACUAUACAAUUUAAGAUAAGACACUACUAUAAUAAGCAUAUUAUAGUGCGUCGAACAUGAACAACAGCAUCGUCAAACCUCCCCCUCCACCACCCCACCUCUCCAUGCUAGUAAUAAUAGACACAGAGAGAAAGAAAACGACAAAGAGGCAAAAGGCAACAGAAAAACAGUGAAAGUGACAGUAUGAAUAAUACAAAAUACUGUCGCGCUAAAUGCGACAGUAGCUCAUAGGUAAGAAUCUGAAAAAGCGCGCUAUCGUGAUAGGCAAGGAUCACCGAGGGCAGAAAGCAUUGUACUACUAAUAGGCUUUUGUUUUUAGGUUUACUGCAGUCCAUAAAAAUCAAGUGUUAUUUCUAAUGACCGGGAAGUUAAAAAUGGUGAGAGCGAGUGCAGAGGUUCUGCGGCCGAAUCGAUCGAUGUAGAACCGAUUGAACUAUAAAUUCAACAAACAAAAUAGCAUAUGCUCGAUGAGCAAAACGAGCAUAAUAGAGCCUUUCUCGGAGAAAUAUGUGAACAAUCGCCAAACCCAAUACUCUCCCUCCCCUUCUCUGUUUUUCCUGUCGCAAAAUUGUAAGAAAGGGGAUAUGACGUGUGUACAUGCAUUCCCUCGCCUCCCUAGUGCACACUAUUAAUUGUACAUUUCGGGCUAUUUGGGAACUGUCUUUAUCUUUUACCAAUUUUUAUAUUUUAAUUACCUAUCAUAUUACGUUAAAGGUACGUGCAAAAGUGAAAUAUACUUGAAAAUUGUACUUGUUUUUGACAAAACCGUAACGCCACAUGCACCUCUAGUAUUUUUGCUAGUAACUGCACCGCAUCCGCGGACCAGACCAGUACCGCUCGGCGCUUGUAGCAGCCGUAGAAGAAGAACUCAUCGGCUCAGUUCGUUCUUUAAGAGAAAACAAAGAAGAACUCAUCCGCAGUACCCUCCGCUCCUAUAUUCGGUAACAAAUUUUGCUGACUUUGGCGCUGUAUUCGUAGAAACGAUGUCAUUCGUGUACAUACAGACACUUUUUUUCUCAUUUUAUUUUUAUGAAUUGAACGGUUUAUAAAUAUGGAGCGAGCUGUGUAGGUAUGUUACAUUGAGAGGUGCACUUCUGCAAAAUGUUGACACAAUGACCGAUUAUUAUUUUAAUUUUAAACCGGCAAAAAUUUUAAUCUUUUGUAAAAAAUUUGUUGUUUUCGUGUACCAACAGUGCUUUGGUGUUCACUUACAUAUAGACGAUACAUGGCUAAGCAAAACUCCCCUUAACACAUUUUGACAUCCAUUGGAUUUCUUGAUUCGGAUUUUUUCGAAGACUACGAAUAAUUUCAGUAGAAUUGAGUACAUUUGAAUGAUACUAAAUACAGAGCUAAUAAAGGAUGAGCGAGAGAGAGUGUGGAUACAGAGUAAAGGGUAAAUGAGAAAAUCGUCAUGGGUACAGUUCUAGAAGAAUGAGAAAAUAAUGAUAAUGAAGAAAAUGAAGAUUGAAUUUCAACGGAAAAGCCAUAGAUAUGGAGAACUCGUUCUAACCAAACAAAUCAUGAUGUAAAGAAAAUAUUAAUAACAUUAAGUAAAACAUGUUUAAAUGAACGGAAGAAAAAAGUAUUUUUUAAAGAAAAAUGUAUGUCACAUAACGCACACACAUUCUCAACGAGUAUGUUGUUGUGGACUAAAGCGGUUGUGAUCGGCAAACAACCGCACACAAAAACACACACAUGCAUGAUGAUGGGUAUUUCUGCUAAGUUGGUUCUAAUAGAAACGGUCCAAAUUGGUGCGAUUGUGUUAAAAGAUUUGCUAGUGGUGGAGAUGUGAUUUUGGCAGCGUUUCCGGCGGCAAUGACGGUGUGUGUAUUUCUCUGUACAUGUAUGUAUGUGGGUGAGUGUGAACAUGUGUAUGUGCAUUUGAUUUGUCGACCGUCCUGCGACUUGAGGGUGGUGUUUAUGGCUAAUGUAACGCAUCCUGUUGUACGUGUUUUUGUUGUUGGAAAUAUUUUUUGUCAGUUGAAAAAGGCAGAGAUAAUAACAGCGGGAGUCGAUUGAUAUUCUUCCCCUGCAAUAAAAAAAACUAUAGAAGCAACCGUCUAUGGCCACUUCGCAGUUAAUAUUGCUAACAGACACAAAGAAACAGUGCUAGAAAGAUGAAGUAAACCGAGAUAAAUGAGGUAGGAGCAAAUCAGUUAAUGAAGAAAGCGACAAAAAUUAAUUAAAGUAAAAUUUUAUAGAUCAAAAGUAAGAGAUAACAUGAUUAAUGAAAAAAUAAUCGCGUAAUAAAAGAAUGAAAUAGAGAAACAUAGUAAUGCAUAAAGCAACAGAGAAUCGAACGUGGUUGAGAAAGUAGCUAAAUGGCAAAGUAAAGCAAGAUGCAAAAAGAAUAAAUUUCUUGUUCUUUUUCUUCUUCUUUCUUGGGCACUUCUCUGCUAAACAAUCUUGGCCGUCUCCUAGUAAUCUGGAGAUUUUAUUGAUACUUUUGAUCUGCAAUGGGACUGAUACUGCGAAAAUCGAACGUUUAGCAACUGGAAAACAAAAUUCGUCUGCUCACUUUGAUUAGAAGGAGCAUAAAAAACAACAAAACUGCGUUUUUCGCGAUACGUUUCGCGGCAUUCUUAUAGCGGAGACGGAGCAAUACAAGUUCGUAAUGUGUCGUAAUUGUCUUAGAAGAUAAAAAGGCAGGCCGUAGACGAUUGUAAACGGGGGAGGGGCAGGAGGAGAGAACUAUUAGUCUGAAUUCAAUUUGACUAGUUGGAUUUACUUAACAUUUAUUUUCUCUACUGCUUUUUUUCAUUACCAUGUUUAAAAUCAUAUUCUUAUAGAAUUAGAUUAAGCGUUUUCUUUUAAAUUGUGUUUUGAAUUGUUUCGUAUUUUGUUCUCUUCAAACGGAACAAGACUAAACAAAUCAAGAGAAAAGGAAAUUUAAGCAAAACCCGCAACAAUGUCAAAUAAUGAGUAUGCAUACAAACAAAAACGAGAAAAAGCAAAUACAAAAUCAUCAUAAGCAUAAAAACACCGGACAUUAGCGAUUAGGCGAUAAUAGGACGAAAGUACGAGCAUGCGAAACGAGCGAGGCAGGGAAGGCAACCAAGAAAGGCGAACGAUGGAAGUGUACUCUUUAAAAACAAAACAAAUGAGCGGAAUAAAUUACGCAACAGUAGAGUUUGAAAAUAUCAAGUCCUUUAAGCAUAUAUGUAUAUAUGCUUUAAGCAUGUAUAUUCAUACAUAUUGUUGUGUGUCGCGUGCCGAGCAUGUGUAUCGCACGGCGUGGCGUACUCAUGAUUGUUUCUAGUAUGGGUGCAUGUGUGUGUGUUUUUCGAUUGUUUGUGCAGAGUGAAUGAGAGAAUCUCAGUUUACAAGGAGACAUAGAUCGAGAAUAGUGUAUCUGCGUGUGCUUUGUGAAAUGAUUUUGAAAGUAUGAUUCACGCAAAAUAGUGGAUUAUUAUUAUCGCAGCUCUAGUUUUUGGUUUGAUUUUUGUGAACUCCACUUUAACCUUUUGAAAUUUAGUAUUUACAUAAUCCGAUUUUAUUUCCCCUUAUCUUUAGUAUAAAUCCACAGCCAUAUUGAUAUACUUCUGAGGGACACUUAUGUUUAUUUCUGAAAAUUUCAAAUUUUAUGAUUUAUUCAUACAUAAUUAUGAUGAUUAAACGACUGGUUUUUAUUUAAUGACAGUAAGGUUUAACGAAUGGAAGCAACAAGUUACAAAAUUUUGUGACGCAUCAUCUUAAGAUGUUCCGUUUCAUAAUAUGUACAGUUUGUUGCAGCAUUUCAGCCUAGAGUGUAUGUUGUAGCAUUUUAGCCUAGUAUGUUGUGUAGUUGGUUUGUUCUCUCGAAUAAUUUCUUUUUGAGAUACAUUUCAUGUGCUAGAUGUGUACAUAGUGAAUUUUCAGCAGGUAAAAUAAUUCAUUAUCUUAAUCAUACUGGUGGCGAGAAGCGAGUUUAUACGUUAUUAGUGCGGAAAAAGGGCUGGAAGGAAAGGAAGAGAUUACACUCUUCUCCGUUUCUUUCUCUCAUGCAUAAAUUAUUCGAACGUUUCUCUAAGGUCCUACCGAAACCUCCGAAAUCUUGUUCAAAUUGUUUCCAUAGACUCUGUAAGAUAACUGAGAGAAACAACAACCCAAACAAUUGGCAUCAACAAAUCGCUUUGCAGCCGCACAAAGCCUGUGCUGCCAUUUUUCUUGCCUACAUUUAUCACCUAUUUCAUCUAGAGUUACAUUUACCCCAUGCUUAGGUACAGCAGUGCAGUGAUACAAAUCUUCCUAGCGAUAAUUGUAAUGAAAGCCAGCAAAACAUGCUACAUGCAAUAAACAGCCUAAAGCUGAAACACAACUUUUACCUAUUGAAACGUGUACUCUAAAAGUGUAGUUGGAAUGAUGUGCAAGGUGAAUGUUGGAGUUUGUUAUUAAAGAUAAACAAAGAAAAAACAGAACAUUAGCAAAAACCAAAAACCAACUACGUCAGAUUUGAAGAAGCUAUAGCAAGUUAAGAAAUAUUAGGGAAGGAAAGCAUGCAAAUAAAAUAAUAAA